This is a messenger RNA of Drosophila innubila, 1590 nucleotides long. RefSeq names its product E3 ubiquitin-protein ligase Iruka (gene Iru). Gene Ontology annotation, molecular function: ubiquitin protein ligase activity. Lineage: Eukaryota; Metazoa; Arthropoda; Insecta; Diptera; Drosophilidae. Gene Ontology annotation, biological process: protein ubiquitination; positive regulation of DNA-templated transcription; ubiquitin-dependent protein catabolic process. The record is from RefSeq and is a predicted model, not a curated record. Bases 108 to 1334 code for a protein of 408 amino acids. Gene Ontology annotation, cellular component: nucleoplasm; cytoplasm. The transcript is spliced from 2 exons.
AUCGAUAAGUGUAUAUCGACGACUGUCAUUACAAUCGAGUAAUAUACAGCAGCACGAUGUCCUCUUAAAAUUAUAAAAUUCUACAUAAAAAAAAACAACAACACUAAAUGUUUGAAGUAGCGACUGUUGUGCAAACAUUGUUCCAUUGCUCGCGCUUAAUACUAUUGCAAAAGAUAAAUAAAGAAGCAACCACUAAAGCGAUAGUGCAACAAAUAUCGCACACACAGAGUCCAAGCAACAUUCAAAUGGCUGAGGCAAUGGUCGUGGAGGAGCGUUCCACAGCGCCCAAACGUUUUUUCUGUCACAUGUGCAAUGUGGAGAUCAACAUUCCGAACACGGACUACACUUGCCCCUUGUGCUCGAACGGUUUUGUCGAGGAGCUGCCAGCGAAUGCACCCGAGCUGACAGCGUCCACCAGCAGUGGAUCCAAUGAUACGGCCAAUGCUAGCACUAGCUCCAGCAGCAGUGGAGCCGGUGGCAGUGGACUCCUUAAUGUGGAAUCAUUACGGAAUGAUAUUGUAUCGCUGCUUAGCAUGCGAAAUGUGCCCAACUUGGAGAUCACCAUUGAGCCGAAUCGACGACACACCAGUGUAAUGCAUCUGGGUGCUCCCGGCACCCCAAUGACUGGAGCCGGCAACAUUGCCGGAGGACGUGUGCGACCGGCAAAUCUAGAUCGCUUGGACAAUGUGCUGUAUGAUUUCCUUCAGAGCUUGCCGCUGGCCGGUGCAUCCACCGAAAUUGUAACUGGUCCCGGCACCGGCGGAAACUCUCAUAUGUUCUUUAUGGGUAAUCCCGGCGAUUAUGCGUGGGGUCGAGAGGGUCUCGAUACGAUUGUCACCCAGAUGCUCAAUCAAAUGGAGACAUCGGGUCCUCCGCCAUUGUCCUCGCAGCGUAUCAAUGAAAUACCAAAUGUAAAAAUCACCGCCGAAGAAGUGGAACGCAAAAUGCAAUGCUCCGUUUGUUGGGAUGACUUCAAACUGGAUGAAACCGUGCGCAAAUUGCCCUGUUCACAUCUGUAUCACGAGAAUUGUAUUGUGCCAUGGCUGAAUCUACACAGCACCUGUCCCAUCUGUCGCAAAUCGCUGGCCAGCGAUGAUGACAACGACGAUGUCGAUGAGGACUUUGUGCUCCUUAACAGAUUUGUAGAAGGGAAUGGCAGCAUCGGGGGACAUGGCAGCAGUACCAACACAUCAAGGACUGCUGCACCCACUAAUGCAUCUAGUCAAUCGGCAACAACACAGCCAACUAAUGAGCCAACAACAACAACAACAGCUGCACCCUCGUCUCGCAACAACGUCUUCACCUUUGACGAUGACAAUAUGUUUUUGGACUAAUUUAGCGAGGUGGAUACGAAACGGGACAUGGCUUAACUUGGUUUAACCUGCAUAUUCAAAAUUCAAAAAGCCCACGCAUCUUAAGCGUUGAGCUAUUAGCACACAAAAUCAAAGCAGUUGCAAAAUAUUUAUAUAAAUUUACAUAAACAAAAAAAAAAAAUAAUAACAAAACAAGAGGAAUACAAUAAUGUAGACACACGCUUUUCUUAUGUUGUUCAAUAAGGGCUGGUAAACAAUAUAUAUAAAUUGUUACUCA